AUGGGAGUGAAAGAUCUUUGGAAUAUUUUAUCGCCUUUGUGCGAAAGAAAACCAAUGUUCGAGCUGCAAGGGAAAACAAUAGCAAUUGACAUGAGUUGUUGGGUUGUGGAUAGUCAAACUAUUACAGAUAAUUCUGUACAACCAAAAAUGUAUCUUAGGAAUCUAUUUUUCCGGACAGCAUUUCUUCUUAUGCAAGAUAUAUCACCGGUAUUUGUAUUGGAGGGAAAAGCACCCACCCUGAAACAUAAUACAAUUGCAAAACGAAAUGACGUUCGUAGUGGAUCUCGAGUCAGGAAAACUACUCGUAAAGGUGGAAGAUUACAGUUUAAUAGGAUUCUCAAUGAAUGUAAACAAAUGCUUCAGCAUAUGGGUUUAGCAUGUGUACAGGGACAUGGGGAAGCUGAAGCAAUGUGUGCUUAUUUAAAUGAAGAUGGGCUCGUUGAUGGAUGUAUAAGCCAAGAUAGCGAUUGUUUUUUAUACGGUGCAAAGGUAGUUUAUAGAAAUUUUUGCACAAGUGCUCAAGGAAAUCGAGGGGGUACUGGUGGUGCUGUGGAUGAAUAUGACUUAGAGAAAAUAGAAAAAAUAUUGGGUUUAGGGAGAAAUAAAAUGAUAGCAUUAGCUUUAUUAUGCGGGUGUGAUUAUGACGAUGGAAUAAAUGGAGUAGGCAAAGAAGCUGCUAUGAAACUUUUUAAAAUUGUAAAAGAUGAAGAUAUUCUGGAUCGAAUAAAAAGUUGGAAAACAGAUGAUGCUUUAUGUAUCAGAGAAGCAAGAUUAGCAAAUUCAAAUUUGUGUUCAUCUUGUGGUCACAAUGGUGAAGUCCAAAAACAUGCAAAAUCAGGUUGCAUAGAUUGUGGUACCGUUGUGAAAUGCAAUGAUUCUUACAGGGAACAAAGAGCAUUGUUAUUAAACGAAAUUGCUUUGCAAAAGAAAGCACUUCUUAUCGAGCACUUUCCAAAUCAAGAACUGAUAGAUGAGUUUCUUAUUAGAAAAGAUCCAGUUUCGACAGAAAUAGACAUUCAGUGGAAACAACCGCAAAUCAGCGAAUUCAUAGAUUUCAUGGAACGACAUUUAUCUUGGAAGCCGCAAUACGCAUUUGAAAAGAUAUUUCCUCUAGUGACACGUUGGCAGCUCUCGCACCUUCCAAACAUAUCUAUCGAAGAUCGUUUAAUAUCCGACUUAUUCGUGCCUGAAGCGAUAAAAAAGAUUCGAAACGUUAGGUCUGUAGCGAGUUACGAAAUUAUUUGGAAAUCGGAUCACGACAUAGUCGAGAAGUUGAAAGAGUACGUAGCAUUGGACGAGGAAAACGACGACAGUGAUGCAGAUAUCCUGGCUGAAUUAACGAGUAUCGAGCCGCAGGACGUUGUACAGAAAUGUUAUCCAAAGUUAGUCGAGGCGUUCGAGAAUGCGAGAAACGCAAAAGUGAAAAAGCGGCCUGCUAAGAAUAAAGCAAACGACGGAACAAACGCUAAUGAUAAUACGAAACGUAAACCGGAGAAGAGACGUCAUAGGAAAAAGGAAACUGUAGAAAAUAUUAAGAAGAUCGACGAGUUCCUUUGUAAAAAUCGUCCUUUGUCGUUGGAAGAAUCCUUCGAAAGUAUGAGUAUUACACCGAAGAGAUCGAAAAAGUUGAACGUUCAACGAGAAAAUCGAGAAAUUAAUGGUAAAGUAAAACGUGGUCCUCAGUUUGAUAAAGUGUUGCAAACAGAAAAUACCAAUUCGAGGUUGAACAAUACAUUGGAUAGGAUGUUCAACGAACUUUCACCGGAUGAUUUUAUCAGCGACAACGACGAUCACGAUUUAAAUAUAUCACAAAUAAUCGACGAUAUAUGUACGAAAAGCGUGUUUCACUUGAAUAUUAAGGAAAAUGUACGAUCGCCUGAAGCUGAAAAUACUCUCAGCGAAAAAAGGAUCGACGAUUUUAAAAUAAUCAACGACGUACCGAAUUCUCUAACAGAGCUUAAUCAAGAUAAAAAAAGUAACACUAUUUGCAACGAUGUUAGGGACGAAUUUGCACAUAUAAACGAAUCUUACGUUCCUCUUAACGAAAGACUAUUAACUUGCAAAGGGAGAGAUGAAUUUCCAAAAAUUGCUGCUGAGACAGACGAUAGAUUUAGUCUUGGAUUUAAUUCUUUGAUGAACGAUACUAACCCGGAAACCCAAUGUCAUACUUAG
Molecule: messenger RNA, 2172 nt
Organism: Habropoda laboriosa
Lineage: Eukaryota; Metazoa; Arthropoda; Insecta; Hymenoptera; Apidae
Gene: Gen
Product: flap endonuclease GEN
Exons: 6
Coding region: 1-2172 (723 amino acids)
Molecular function (GO): 5'-flap endonuclease activity; four-way junction DNA binding
Source: RefSeq, a predicted model, not a curated record